Lolium perenne is the source of this 486-nucleotide messenger RNA. RefSeq lists its product as uncharacterized. Lineage: Eukaryota; Viridiplantae; Streptophyta; Magnoliopsida; Poales; Poaceae. The record is from RefSeq and is a predicted model, not a curated record.
AUGCUGGCGAGCCUCCUCCGCCUCUGCCAACCCAUUCUGGCCUUGGUCGUUCCUCGACGUGGCGGUUCAAGGGUUGGCAAGACGAGGAACAAGGAGCGGCAUCGGCAAUCCGGUGCCGUGCUUCUUGACUCCGACUACUUCGCCGACGAUGCAACUCACACGGAGAAGGAUUUUUGGCGCCGGUUUCGGAUGAACAAGGAUCUGUUAAUGAAGAUUGUCUUCGGCAUCAGGGAGUACGACCACUACUUCAUGUUCAAGCAAGAUUGCACCAGUUUGUGGGGCUUCUCCUCAAUCCAGAAGUGCUUUGCUGCAUUGCGUUGUUUUGCAUAUGGAGCUACCCCCGAUGCAACUGAUGGCUACCUAUGCAUGGCGGAGUCGACAUGCUCCAAGACUGUCUACAUGUUUUGUCGAGCCAUCAUAGCGGUGUUUUGUGGAGAUUAUUUGAGAUCAUCGAGGGCAGAUGAUACAACUCGGAUCCUGGCAUAA